Vicia faba (fava bean) is the source of this 936-nucleotide messenger RNA. Lineage: Eukaryota; Viridiplantae; Streptophyta; Magnoliopsida; Fabales; Fabaceae. The record is from the annotation of a GenBank genome assembly.
AUGAAUGGCGGUGAGAUAGUGGAAGUUGACGGCGGUCACAUUAUACGGUCACGAGGAAGAAAAGACCGUCACAGUAAAGUUUGCACCGCGAAAGGCCCACGAGACCGCCGGGUACGGUUAUCGGCCCACACCGCUAUUGAAUUCUACGACGUUCAAGAUCGGUUGGGCUUUGACCGGCCCAGUAAAGCCCUUGACUGGCUCAUUAAUAAAGCCAAGCCCGCCAUCGAUCAACUCGCGCAACUUCCUCCAUGGAAACCCACUCUUGUUAGUACUAAACAGCAACAAAACGACGACGUAGAAGAGAAAGAAAACGCUAAUGAAAACGAGUUUCGUUUUCUUCAGAACUUUAAUGGUAACAACAAUAGCAACACUUUCAUUCCGUUUGAAACUGAAACGACGUCGCCGAUUCAGUUUCAGAGUUAUAAUAAUAGCACUCCUGAUUUGCUUUCUAGAACGGAUAGUAAUGAUUUGCGUCUUUCGCUUCAACAGAAUCGGAAUCAGAAUGUUCUAUUUGCCGGAAACUUUGAUGGAAUUCCGGUAGCUUGGAAUUCCGGUUGUGGCGGUGGCAGUGGUGGUGGUGCUACUAUUGAUACUGGUAGUAAUCAUAAUCAUAAUCGCGAUGAUGAUGCUUCAGGUGGAGGUUUUGUGUUUCGUACUCCUUCGCCUUCUCCGGCGGUGAUGUAUGGUCAGAAUCAGUAUCUUUCUCAGAGGGGACCCCUUCAGUCCAGUUACAGUCCUUCAGUUCGUGCUUGGAUAGAUGCGCCCACGUUUGUUGCUGCUGACUAUCGACGUCAGACGGCUGCUACGGGUGCGUUUGGUGCCGGAUUUUCUUCUGGUAGCUUUUCUGGUUUCCGUGUGCCGGCACGAAUUGGAGGUGAUGAUGAGGAGGUGCAUGGCGACAGGCCAUCGUCUGCUUCCUCUGAUUCUCGCCGUUGA